Molecule: messenger RNA, 1646 nt
Organism: Dipodomys ordii (Ord's kangaroo rat)
Lineage: Eukaryota; Metazoa; Chordata; Mammalia; Rodentia; Heteromyidae
Gene: Tapbp
Product: TAP binding protein (tapasin)
Exons: 8
Coding region: 64-1410 (448 amino acids)
Biological process (GO): antigen processing and presentation of endogenous peptide antigen via MHC class I
Cellular component (GO): membrane
Source: RefSeq, a predicted model, not a curated record
CAGAAGCGAAAGGGAAAGCGAAAGAGGAAGGGGAGGCUGGGGUAGUGGAGAGGAGCCCGCGCCAUGGAGCCCGCCGCCCUGCUCCUGGCUGUGGGUUUGGGCCUGGUGACUGCCGCCUCGGCAGGACACACGGCGGUCGAGUGCUGGUUCGUGGAGGACGCCGGCAGGGGUAGCCUGGCCCAGAGACCCGCUGCGCUGCUGCUGCGUCCCGGACCCCAGGGCCCGCCGCCCAGGCCCGACCUCGACCCUAAACUCUACCUCCAAGUGGAAGACCCUACAGGCACCCUGCAGGCUGCCUUCAGACGGUACCCCAGAAGUACCCCAGCUCCACACUGCGAGAUAAGCCGAUUCCUCCCAUUGCCAGCCUCUUCGAGUUGGCUCAGAGGCCUGACACCCGAGCAGAGCUGCCCCCAGGCUCUGAAUGGAGCUUGGCUGAUGGUCAGCAUGUCUAGCUCAGUCUUUAGCCUCUCCAUCCUCCUACAACCACAGCCAGAACCUCAGCAGGAGCCUGUACCCAUCACCAAGGCAACAGUGGUGCUGACUGUCCUUUCUCACACCCCUGCCCUUCGAGUCCAGCUGGGACAAGAUGCAGUAGUGGACUUGAGCUUCUCUUACAUGCCCCCCACCCUCGAGGCUGCUGCAUCUCUGCCCCCAGGUCCCCCUCCCUUUGGCCUGGAGUGGCGACGCCAGCACAUGGGUAAAGGCCAUCUGCUCCUGGCUGCAACUCCUGGACUAGGUGGACAAAUGCCAGCAGCCCAGGAGGGAGCAGUGGCAUUUGCUGCAUGGGAUGAUGAUGAGCCUUGGGGCCCUUGGACCGGGAAUGGCACCUUCUGGUUGCCAGCAGUGCAACCCUUUCAGGAAGGCACUUACCUAGCCACAGUUCACCUGCCAUACCUUCAAGGACAGGUCACCCUGGAGCUCUCUAUGCACAAGCCUCCCAAAGUGUCCCUCAUGCCAGCACCCCUUGUAUGGGCUGCCCCGGGGGAGGCACCCCCAGAGUUGAUCUGCCUGGUGUCCCACUUCUACCCCUCUAAAGGCCUGGAGGUGGAGUGGGAGCUCCGGGGGGGUCCAGAGGGCUAUUCUGUGAAGGCUGAAGGGCAGAGGUGGUUUUCAUCUCUCCAUCAUCAUUCGGAUGGCUCUGUCAGUCUCUCUGCGUACCUGCAGCCACUUCCAGUCACCACUAAGCAGCAUGGGGCACGUUAUGCCUGUCGAGUACGUCAUCCCAGCCUGCAUGCAUCAGGGCGCAGCGCAGAGGUCACCCUGAAGGUGGCAGGCCUGUCUGGGCCCUCCAUUGAGGAUGGGAUAGGCCUCUUCCUGUCAGCGUUUCUCCUCCUCGGACUAAUCAAAGCUCUGGGUUGUGUUGCCGCCUACCUGACCAUGUGCAAGGAUUCAGAGAAGAAAACACAGUGAAGGCACUCACUAUCAUCCUAUAGAAGCCACCGUGAUCUCUGGCUCAAGCUAAUACAGUGUGCCAUUAUCGACAAAUUCCCUCCGAGUGGCUGGACACAAUCUGGCAUUCACUUUUUUAAAGCACUAGAGCAGUGGUUGUUUCUGUUUUAGGACCUCUUAUCAGUCUAAAGAGUUUUUAAUUAUGUGAGAACUAUUGAUAGUGUACUAAAACUUGAAAUUGAGAAAGGUUUAAAUCA